AUGAAAUUAACAAAAUUAACAGACGAUUGUUAUUUAGAAAUUAUCAAAAACUUUGAACAUAAUUACCACACUUUAUAUAACUGUCUUUUAGUUAACCGCUUAUUUUGUCGCAUAACAGUGCCUUUAUUAUGGGCUGACCCUUUAUAUAAUGUAUCCAAGCAUUCUAUAAAUAUCAUAUCUAUUUAUCUUUCCUAUCUUAAUGAAAAUGAAAAAUAUCAAUUGACUUCGAAUACGUAUCAAGUUGAUCUAUCAUGUAUAUUCCAAAAAACAUUAUUUGAAUAUGCUAAAUUUUUAGAGACUUAUUCUAGCUGCAAGAUAAAAAAUGUUAUCUCAUUGUGGUAUCAAUAUACUCAAGAUAUAUCUAAGCCUAGUUUAGAAAUUCCAACUUUUAUGACUAUCCAAAGCAUGUUGUUUCGAAGUUGUAAGCGAAUCAAGAAACUCAAUAUUUUAGCUGAAGAUAACUCAUCAUUUUCUUUAAUCCCUAGCUCAUGGUUCAAUUCAUCAGAAUUGAGAGAAUGCGAAUUUAAAUUUGUUGUUCCAAAUAUUCAAAACACGAAUGUAUACAAUUAUAUUAACUUAAUUUCUAUAAGAAACAAAAGAAUUCAAAUUAUUCAUAUUAUUACUUAUAACGAAGAUAUACCACCAAAUUGUCGAGAACCAUUUUUAAAUUUAAUUAGUGCUCAAACUGAACUCAAGGAACUUGUGCUAAAAUAUUAUAGUAUUACCACUUCUAGUUUUAUGCCUUUAAUGCGACGUGAAAUGCUGCAAGCAAAAUCUCAAAGCCUUAGAAAACUAAUUUUGCAAGGAAUCAAAUUUGAUAAAGAUAAUCUCGCAAAUCUUGUGCCAAACUUGGAAGUUUUAUCAAUAAAACAUUCUUUUGGAAAUCCUUUUGGAGAAGAUGAAAAUAAUUUACAAAAUCUUCAGAGACUCGAAUUAAUAGAUAAUACUUUAGAAUUAAAUAGAAUUAUACUUAAGACAAAAUGCAAAUCACUAAAAUUUUUUAUAAUAAAUGAGAAGGAAUUAAGCAAUGAAAUAAAAGAGGAAAUUAUUUUUUUGCUUAGUCAAAAUUAUCCAAACAUAACUACUUUAUGCUAUGUGACUAAUUAUCUUAUGUUCUCUUCUACACUUGAAAAAUUUCAUAGUCUUUGUCAACUUCAAAUAGGAGAAUUUGCUUAUAAAAAGUAUGGGGUUAGUUAA
This is a messenger RNA of Cetraspora pellucida, 1197 nucleotides long. The record is from the annotation of a GenBank genome assembly. NCBI's taxonomy places the organism in Eukaryota, Fungi, Glomeromycota, Glomeromycetes, Diversisporales, Gigasporaceae.